This is a messenger RNA of Mirounga angustirostris (Northern elephant seal), 2055 nucleotides long. RefSeq names its product VRK serine/threonine kinase 1 (gene VRK1). The record is from RefSeq and is a predicted model, not a curated record. Gene Ontology annotation, molecular function: protein serine/threonine kinase activity; ATP binding. The transcript has 14 exons. Gene Ontology annotation, biological process: peptidyl-serine phosphorylation; signal transduction. Lineage: Eukaryota; Metazoa; Chordata; Mammalia; Carnivora; Phocidae. The coding region runs from base 319 to 1635 and encodes 438 amino acids. Gene Ontology annotation, cellular component: cytoplasm; nucleus.
CCGCGCGGGCGUCCCUUCCUGCAGGUUCCCCUCGGGCCCAGCAGCGGCCCCGGCUUCCUGCACCUGCCCCGCCCCCCUCCUCCGGCCUAGCUGCUCGUUCUCGCGCGCUCAGACCUGCCUCGCGUCCUGGGCCCUCGGGGCCCAGUCUCAGGGCCGGGGGCCGGGUGCCAGCAGGGACCGACGAGGUUCCUCCGGCAUCUUGAAGUUCACAUUCGGGAGGGGAAACGCCGAAUAGAAGCAAAUGCUACAGUUUGCAGACCCCGAGAAGCUCCCUUGAAAGCGGGACAGGCGAUCGUAGGCCAGAGUGAUGGGGUGAAAAUGCCUCGUGUAAAAGCAGCUCAAGCUGGAAGACAGGGCCCUGGAAAGAGACGACUUGCAGAACACUUUGCAGCUGGGGAGAUAAUCACUGAUAUGACGAAGAAGGAGUGGAAACUAGGAUCGCCCAUUGGCCAGGGUGGCUUCGGUUGUAUAUAUCUUGCUGAUAUGAAUUCUUCAAAAUCGGUGGGAAGCGAUGCACCCUGUGUUGUAAAAGUGGAGCCCAGUGACAAUGGACCUCUCUUUACUGAAUUGAAGUUCUACCAGCGAGCUGCCAAACCAGAGCAAAUUCAGAAGUGGAUUCGCACCCAUAAACUGAAGUACCUGGGCGUUCCUAAGUAUUGGGGGUCUGGCCUACAUGAUAAAAAUGGAAAAAGUUACAGGUUUAUGAUAAUGGAUCGCUUUGGAAGUGACCUUCAGAAAAUAUAUGAAGCAAAUGCCAGAAGGUUUUCUCGGAAAACUGUCUUGCAGCUAAGCUUGAGAAUUCUGGAUAUUCUGGAAUAUAUUCACGAGCAUGAGUAUGUACACGGAGAUAUCAAGGCCUCAAAUCUUCUUUUGAGCUACAAGAAUCCUGACCAGGUGUACUUGGUAGAUUACGGCCUUGCUUACCGGUAUUGCCCAGAAGGAAUUCAUAAAGAAUACAAAGAAGACCCCAAAAGAUGUCAUGAUGGCACUAUUGAAUUCACCAGCAUUGAUGCGCACAAUGGUGUCGCCCCGUCAAGACGUGGUGAUUUGGAAAUCCUUGGUUAUUGCAUGAUCCAGUGGCUUAGUGGCCAUCUUCCUUGGGAGGAUAAUUUGAAAGACCCUAACUAUGUUAGAGAUUCCAAAAUUAGAUACAGAGAAAAUAUUGCAGACUUCAUGGACACAUGUUUUCCUGAGAGAAACAAGCCAGAUGAGAUUGCUAAAUACAUGGAAACAGUGAAAUUACUGGACUAUGCCGAGAAACCUCUUUAUCAGAAUUUGCGAGACACUCUUUUGCAAGGACUGAGAGCUAUAGGAAGCAAGGAUGACGGCAAGUUGGACCUCAGCCUCGUGGAGAACGGAGGCUUGAGAACAAAGUCAAUAACAAAGCGCAAGAAAGGAAUCGAGGAGAGCACUGAAUCCAGUGUUGAAGAUAUGGAAUGCUCAGGUACACAGACAGAAGAGGCCACAAAAACCCCCAUUUUCCGAUCCCUGCUGUUCUCCCCGCCUCCCGUCUUGUUCAUUUUGUUAUUAGGAAGUGAGGAGUCCCGAGGAGCAGUGCAUGGAAGCCUGUGUCAGCCAGAGGCUAGCGGCAGCAGCUACGACAGUUCAAAAACCAGAAAGAGAGUCCAGAAGUAAAUCAAAUGCUGUCAACCGACUUUUCUUUUCUUCCUGUCAUUUGACUUUUUCCUCUUUUUCUAUUUUAAAUGUUAUAUUUUCAUGUGAGUCUUUGAGGAUGGGGCUGACCAUGAAAUACUAUGUCUUUGAAAAAUAUAAACUUUUUUUAUUAAGUAAAUACUUUGCACAAUUUAUUAAAGGCUAAUUAUAAAAUUGAAAAUCUAUAGGUCAUACUCUUUCAGCUGAUCCCAAGCUGUAUGUGUUUGAGGUUCUGAAGCAGCUGUAAGAAAAACCACCAUGAUGUGUACUUUCUAAUCAUUGUCCAUUGCCCCGAGUGUAUAGAAAUGCUUGGCAAAAUCUUCCCCUUUAAGCAGAUAUACAAACCUUAAAAUAAAGGUCUCUUUUUGCAUGAUACAAAUACACCAUUUGUUGUGGCCAUAA